ACAUUCUACCAGAUUUAAUUUCUAGGUUGUUUGUUGAAUCUGACAUUAGCUUUAGUUGUUGUUGAUAUUAUUAAUUGUGUACCACGUCUACAUAAUAAUGGCGUCUGUUUUGUUAAGUAAACUGGAUGUUGGAUAUCUGGAAAAGUGCAGUGGCGACAGUGGUCUUAAUUAUGGCAUUAUCAUAGGCCAGAAUGUUAAAUCGGAAAGUUUCUUAGUAGUUCAUCUUGCAAAAAACUGUGAAGAGGACAUGGAAAUCUUGCUAAAAGCCAACGAGAAUGAAUUAGUACAAGGACCAACCUCCAUAGCCGAAAUCAGCACCCAAGCUUUAGCUACGCAGUGGACUGCCGCCAGCAAAAUGUGUCCUGGCUCAUUUAAUGUACAAGGCGUUUUUGUUACCAGUGAGAAGCAGAACUUUGAUGAUGAAAAUACAAAUAUUGCUGCAAAGAAAAUGUUGCACGAGUUGCACAAUAUACUUUUUCAGGGUAAUGUUUUCUGUGCCUCAGUUGAUGAAGAGAAUCCAGCUUUGAUAUUUCUGGCAUAUUCAGCAGCAAGCAAAAAAGCAAUUUGUCAAGCUUAUACGAAUGAUAUGACGGGCGGCUCGUUUGCAUCCAUGAAUUGUCAGUUCAUAGAUAAAUCUAUAGACUGGCAUACUUUUGAAUGUUGCUAUGAAUUGGAUGAAAUAUUUCCAAUAUUUGAUGAUUCCCAGAGGAUUAAUAUAGAGAAUCAAUUUCAACGUGCUUUGUUAGCAAUGAAACGAAGUUUAUCCGAAAGUGAAAUGUUUAUAGAAAACAUUUGGGUGGAUGAAUCCUUAUCUCUGGAUGGGUUCGCAGCAAACAAUCGAAAGAAAGUCGGGAAUGAAAACUACAAAGCAACUAUAUUUUUACCAGUAAAAUGUCAUCAAUAUAAUGAGCACUCGGUUAAAGUACGGAAAUUCAAUGGAACAAUUAGACUUUCUGGCAUUAUUUUUUCCAGAAUUUGGUGCAGCAAUAAAAACACGUUGGGUGAUGUUAAGCGAUAUGUACAGAAUGAUAUAUUACGUUCAUUAGCGGCCAGAAUUCAAGUUUAUUGUGACGGAUUAACCGAUCCUCAUGUUAGUAAUGACUCCGUAUUUAUAAGUGAACCUCCGCGACGUGUUUUCUUUAACUUAUUCGCUGAUGGAACAAUCAAUCCAAUACAAUUCUCAGAAUAUAUAUUUCGUGGAGAAGCGCCAACAGUAGCUGUGGCCCAAGCUAAACAAGUUCUCGAUUUAGAUAUUAGUUUAGAAAAUAUUGUUGCAGACUUAGAGGGCUUGCCCGAUGAUGAAAUAUUUAGUGAUAUCUCGUUAAGUAAUGUACAAAAGAAUUCUACGCAACCGAUGGUUAACACAGAAAAAUACUUAACACGUUCCAUGUACAUAUUAGGUAUAACCAUCUCUCUGUUAGUGCUCUUAUGUUCUAUUUGGUUGCAUUAUUUCUUUCCUUAAUUAGACUUCUACCUGUUGAUAAUUUUCUAAAUAACAAAAGUUUUAUAUAUAAAGCGCAUUGUUUGUUUGUUUAAUAUUCAGUUUUAUUUAUUUAAAAAACUUGUACAUUAUAUCAUAUCUAAACAAAAGAACGUUUGUAAUUUAAUCAAUUUGAAAAAUGGUUAAUAAAAAAAACAUAUUUUCUCGUAUAUCUAUUGUCUAAUACCUUCUUUGUUAUACAUAUGUAAGUAUAUCAAUUUCAAUAAGUUUAGUGUUUAUGAGUUGCCUUAUCAGCAAACAAUUCACAUUUUAGAAAACUCUUCCUUUGAAGAGCUUAAAAGCACUCAAACUCAAACAUGUUUGUAAGAGAUUUGAGUGGUAACUCGAUCCGAUGUGAAGAGAAAAAGACAAAUUGAAAUUUGAAUUUUAUUUUCUGUUUUUGUAAAUAUGCAAAUAUAUGUAUGUUAUAUAAUAGAAAUAUUUUAGAAAAUUCGGUAAUAAAAAACCAGUACAGAA
Molecule: messenger RNA, 1957 nt
Organism: Bactrocera neohumeralis
Lineage: Eukaryota; Metazoa; Arthropoda; Insecta; Diptera; Tephritidae
Product: protein odr-4 homolog
Exons: 5
Coding region: 98-1462 (454 amino acids)
Biological process (GO): intracellular protein localization
Cellular component (GO): endomembrane system
Source: RefSeq, a predicted model, not a curated record